AACACACCAUCACGAUAAAAAAAUGAAAAAAAAUUGAUAAGAUAAUAUAGGUUUUUAAGCAGGUUACCGAAUCAGAUAAGUUUCAUUUGGUGAUAAAUCAUUGAAGCAGUUACAAGUCGAUUGCAAAAAUGCCAGCUUACAGAUGGGUAACACGUCAUGUUGGACAACCAUUGCCAGGGACAGCCGUAUCAGGUGGCCGUGAUACUGAUGGUUCAACAAUAUAUGUUGGUCGUGCAUUUCACAAUGGUGAUAUGGUACCAGCUAAAGUUAUUCCUGAUAAACGUGCUGUGUAUGUUGCUCAUGGUGGUGAAGAACACUCCAAACAAGAAUACGAGGUACUUUGCCAGGGUGAAUUUGCCUGGGUAUUUGCAAGUAAUGGUGUGAUUCCUGAUGAUGCUGUGGUUGGUGGUCAAACAAGUGAAGGUGAACCCUUGUACGUUGGUCGUGUCCUUCACAAUGGAGCUCAAACAAUUGGAAAAGUACAACCAAGUCAUGGCUGUCUCUAUAUUCCAUUUGAUGGAGAAGAGCUCAGCUUCAGAGACUACGAAGUUCUUAUUAACCACUGAAACAAUAAAAUAAAACCUUUGUUUCUACUAAAAUUUAAAUAACAAAAAAGAAAAAAAAAUUAACAAGAUGUUUUUAAAAUUUCAACUGCCAAAAAAAUAAAUGAAUAAAUUAAAAUCUUUUUAUUGUUAUUAGUAUAUUUAUUGUUACAAAAUAUGUUAUUAUUUCCAGGGUUGAAGAACUCAAUGUGUAAUAUUUAUUAUGACAAUUGCUUGACAUUUAUAUAUUUGUAUUUGAAUGACAUAAUUUCGAAUGAUAUAUCCGGUAAUUCUCCUCUUAAUUUUGUAUCAUUUUAUUCAUAAUAUUUUGUCUCUACUGUACAUAAUAUUUUUUUUUUGUCUUAAAUUGCUAUGUAACAUAUUUAUAUACAUAUUGCACACUUGUUUUUAUUAAUCAAAUUAUUAAAUAAGUUGUUGAAUGUCCUCGUGUUUUAACGAAAAAGUACUUGGGUAAUUUCGAAAAAGAAAAAGACAAUUUAUAAGGUCAUGGUAAUUAUACUAAUCAUGCAUUUCGACAGUUGAAAUUUGGAUUUAAUUAUCAGUUGAUGAAUAAUUUAUUGACAUUUGUACAAAUUUUUUUGUAAUCAAUCAAUCUUGUUGGUUAAUAUUUCAACUUGUUUAUUUUUAAAUUAUUUUUUUCUAGACAUCAUAAAAUGGCUUUUAUUUUUUUAUUUCGUAAUUAUUUCCUGGUUCAACAGGAUACCUGCAGGAUGACGACAAUGAUCGUUUUUAUAUUCACAAAAAUUAGUAUUUUUUUAAAAAUAAAGUCUGUUAUAAAACCAAGGCUAGGUUGUAUAAUCAAUGGAAAUUAUUGAUAAUAAUAGUCAAUAGAAAAGUGAAAAUUACAAGGAUGAGUUGUAUAAGAAAUAAUUUUUUUUUAAACAUAAAAUCACAGGAAGGUGAACGUGAUUUUAAGACUGGUUUUACAGGACUCUCUGGUUUUUAAAAAUUAACGUUCAACGACCUUUUUUUUUUUUGUUUAAUCAUUGCCAAAAAAUUUGCAUUAAAGUUGGUUUUGAAAUUGCAAAAAAAAAAAAUUAAAUUUAUUUAUUUGUACAAUACAAUGUUAAUGGAAAUAUUUUUUUAAAACUAAAUAUAAAUUUUUAUUAACAAUAAAAUUUCAGUUUUUAUAUGAUUUUUUUUUUUAUUGUUGUUGUAAUAUUUCUUGGCAAAAUUUUAUUUCGAAUAACUUUGAUAAGAAAUAGCUGCUUGUUGAACAGAAGAAUAAUCCAACAAGUAGAAUUAUUUACGUUCAAAGAAAACGAAUAAAUAAAUUUUUAAAUAACUAGUUUUAUUUAAAUUAAAUUUUUCUCUUUUUCAUUACCAUGAAGAAUUUCAUAACAAAAAAAAAAAUAAUAAAA
This is a messenger RNA of Aphidius gifuensis, 1924 nucleotides long. RefSeq lists its product as uncharacterized. The transcript has 4 exons. Lineage: Eukaryota; Metazoa; Arthropoda; Insecta; Hymenoptera; Braconidae. Bases 129 to 566 code for a protein of 145 amino acids. The record is from RefSeq and is a predicted model, not a curated record.